Messenger RNA from Dovyalis caffra, 159 nucleotides. The record is from the annotation of a GenBank genome assembly. NCBI's taxonomy places the organism in Eukaryota, Viridiplantae, Streptophyta, Magnoliopsida, Malpighiales, Salicaceae.
AUGGGACAGGAGCGAGGAGGAAGACAGGGAACCAUGGGACUUCCUGAACUCGUAUCUCCUCAAUUGGCACUCACUCUUUCAUUGGGUUAUUGUAGUGGCAGCGGUGGGAGGGAAGAUUAUGGUUGUGGUGGCGAUAUCGAAGAGAAGGAGGUGGUGUAG